Molecule: messenger RNA, 3661 nt
Organism: Lytechinus variegatus (green sea urchin)
Lineage: Eukaryota; Metazoa; Echinodermata; Echinoidea; Temnopleuroida; Toxopneustidae
Product: dimethylglycine dehydrogenase, mitochondrial-like
Exons: 14
Coding region: 251-2875 (874 amino acids)
Cellular component (GO): mitochondrion
Molecular function (GO): protein binding; oxidoreductase activity
Source: RefSeq, a predicted model, not a curated record
GGAGGUCCAUGUCGGGAGUAACCUAGCGCGCUAGCUGUGUACUGCUGCUAUGCACAUGCAUGCACUGCACAAUCACAGCAGUACAUUCGACCGAGGUGCGGGUCAUACAGGCACUGUGUAGACUGUGGUCAAAUAUAAGUGUACAUUCUACUUCUAAAAAGUUAAAUCUAUCAUGGAUAAAUAGCUUUCUGGUCAAGAAGUCAACAAAAAAUUUCUACAUUAACUGGAUUCUGACAAAAGAACAAAAACAAUGGCGUGCCGUCUGUUGCAGUUCAGGAAAUUCAACCAAACUUUGCGAAGUGCAUUCGCUAACUCAACAAAUUCAUUGACACUGGCUCGAUGUAUCUCGUGUAGCAGGACAACACGGAACGGAAAAGAACCGGCAGAAACGGGUGAUUUGAAGAAGCGAUGGAAGGACAAGGCGGAGACUGUUGUUAUUGGGGGCGGGGCUAUUGGUGCUGGAGUAGCAUACAGUCUUGCUAAGGCUGGUAUGAAGGAUGUUGUUCUUUUAGAAAAGAGUGAGCUUACAGCGGGAUCAACAUGGCAUGCAGCUGGAUUAACAACAUAUUUCCAUCCAGGGAUUAAUGUAAAGAAUGUGAAUUACACAAGUCUUAAGAUAUUUGAUCAGUUGGAGGAAGAGACUGGACAGGCUGUUGGAUUCCACAAACCUGGUAGUAUACGAAUCUUAUCAACCCCAGAUAGGAUGGAUGAAGCAAAGUAUCAGAUGGCUAGACAAGGAUGGAAUAAAGCUUAUCAGAAACUUCUUACUCCUGAAGAAGUCGAAGAACUAUGCCCAAUUAUUAACAUGGAUGGGGUCUUGGGUGGUAUCCACAGCAUUGAAGAUGGUCAUAUAGAUCCAUACUCCUUGACUCAAGCCUUGGCUAUAGGAGCUCGUAAGUAUGGAGCUGAUAUCUACAUGCCUGCACCUGUUACUGGUCUGAAGCAAUGUGAUGAUGGAACGUGGGAUGUUGAGACCAAUGAGGGUACCAUUCAUGCUCAGAGAGUUGUCAAUGCUACAGGAUUUUGGGCCAAAGAGGUAUGUCAAAUGAUUGGUCGUGACCUGCCAAUGAUCUCAGCCCAUCAUCAGUACAUGGUGACCUCUACGAUCCCAGAGGUCAAAGCUUUGAAGCGUGAGAUCCCUGUGAUGAGGGACCUGGAGGGAUCCUACUACCUCCGUAUGGAGCGGGAUGGGCUCCUGUGUGGACCCUAUGAGAAGGAGCAUAAAAUGAAGCUCCAGGAUGAAUGGGCGGAGAAUGGAGUGCCUCCAGGAUUUGGUAAAGAGUUGUUUGAGAGUGAUCUUGAUAGAAUUCAGGACCAUCUAGAAAUCGCGAUGGAACGUUUCCCGGUCCUCGCUAGUGGUAAUAUCCAGAGUGUUGUUAGUGGUCCUAUAACCUAUUCACCUGAUCUUCUACCAAUCGUUGGUCCAGUACGAGGUCUUCAUAAUUAUUGGUCAGCUUGUUCUUUCAGCUACGGCAUCAUUCAUUCGGCUGGUAUAGGAGAGUAUCUCAAGGACUGGAUCAUGGAUGGGGAACCCCCUUAUGACUUGAUUGAGAUGGAUGCUGAUCGCUAUGGUGAUUGGUGUACCUUUGACUACCAGAAAGCUAAGAUCAGGGAGUCUUAUGGUUUCAACAAUGCCAUAGGAUGGCCUAAAGAGGAGCGUUUCGCUGGAAGACCGACCAAUAGAGUGUCUGGGGCGUAUCAGUCGAUGAAGGAUAGAGGGGCUGAAUACGGCUUUCAUGCGGGUUGGGAACAACCUCAUUGGUUUUGCUUAGAAGGUGAUGAACCGGGCUACAAACCUAGUUUCCGUAGGACCAACUGGCACAGACCGGUAGGAAGGGAAUAUGAGAUGGUGAUGAAUAGAGCUGGUAUCAUCGACCUGACGCCGUUUGCCAAGUUUACUGUCAAAGGUCCUGAUGCUACCCAACUCAUGGAUGUGGUCUUGGCUAACAAGCUUCCUACUGCUGUUGGAGGUUGUGUUGUAGGUCAUAUGCUGACACCCAAGGGUAAAGUAUAUGCAGAGAUUACCAUUACUAAGACAGGAGAUAAUGAGUACUUCUGUAUCACAGGAGCAGGUUCAGAAAUACAUGAUCUCAGGUGGAUGGAGCAGAAGGCUUUUGAGAUGAAACUCAAUGUUGAAUUCUCCAACGUCACAGAGGAGCAGGGUGUCUUGGGUCUAGCUGGACCUAAAUCUAGAGACAUCUUGGCUGCCCUGACGGACUCAGAUGUCAGCGAAGAAGGGUUUAAAUUCAUGAAGGCCAAGGAUAUAGUGCUAGGUGGUGUAAAGUGCUAUGCUAUUAGAAUUACAUAUUCAGGUGAGCUUGGGUGGGAGUUAUAUCAUGCUCGAUCAGACACAGCAGAACUCUACCAAGCCUUACUACGAGCUGGUGAACCGUUUGGUGUAGGUGACUUUGGUCUGUAUACCAUGAAUGUACUCAGGAUUGAAAAGGGAUUCCGUGGAUGGGGAUCGGAGAUGUUAACUGACAACAAUCCUCUAGAGGCUGGUUUAUCUCCAUUCAUCAAACUCAAUAAACCUGCAUCAUUCAUUGGUAAGGAUGCAGUCCAGAAGAUCAAAGAUGAUGGCUUAUCAAGGAAGGUGACGCUCCUAAAGGUCGAUGCGGACGAUGUCGACCCAGAAGGCAAUGAGACCAUUUGGCUCGAUGGCAAGGUUGUUGGUAAUACUACAUCAGGAUGUUUCAGCUAUCAUUUGAACCAACCCAUCGCAUAUGCAUACCUUCCCAUGAGCCUUCAGGAUGUAGGGACAAAGGUCGAGGUUGAGCUGCUUGGUACCAAAUGGCCUGCUACAGUAAUACAGGAGCCUCUGGUAUUAACUGAGCCUGUUAGGAGGAAACAGGAGCAGAAACAGCGUUCUAGUUGAUUCCACUAAGCUCAUGACACUCUGAGCUAAUGACAAUCAAAAUGAACUAUUUUUAUCACAUAUAUUUUUUGUAUCAAAAACUGAGCUGCCUUGUUACUUAUUACCAGAAAAAAUUAUGUAGACAUACUUUAUGAAAUGUCUAACAAUCAAGAGUUGAACUGCAGAAGUUCUUUUUGGGUAAUAUGCAAUUCUGUAUCAUAUCAAAAAAGCAACUAAAAUACCAAAAUAACAUUCGUAACUAUUUCUAUCUGUGCAAGUGACGUUAUCCAAUCUUAAAAUGAACUGCCUUGUUAUUUCCAGGAAAAUUAUGCAUUUUAUGAGAAAGAUCAAGAGUAAAAAUGUAGUAUUAUUACACUAUACAAAGUGUUUUCCUGGGACAAUAAUUCUCCAUAUUGUGCAUUCUCUGCUUUUGCAGAUGUCAAUAUCAUAACAUAGUUUUUCUCUUUCAGGCUUUCUCCUGCCUUUACAUAUAUACUGCAUUCAGCAGCGGGCAGUAUUUGCAUUUACUUUGUGGAGUAAUGUAGUGUAGUUAAUGCACGGUGCGCUCGCUCUAUACAGUGUAUGAUACGUGUAUUUCCAGCUAAAUAAGCCCAAGCGCAAGAUUUAUAUGCGAUAAGUAUAUGUGCGCAACAUUAAUUCUAGAAUGUGCUCCUGGGCGGUUGCAAUUUACGUCACGAUUGAAUAUCCAGAAUUACGUCAUCAAGGUAAUAAUCUGGAGUCAGAAGUAGUGACAAGCUAAGAGGAAAAUAGAUUGUUCCAAAUAAUAGCCUGAAUUAUCAGCUGUAA